AAUCUGUGGUUUCUAUUGCUUGUCGUUUUCCUGCCGUAAAUUGCAAUUUGUAUUGUAAUUAUUCGUUGAUUUUUAAAGAAAAGGACAUUUGGAAGAUAUUAAAACGGUUACGGAGGUUGUCGUUAUUCAAAAAACCUUGCUAAACCAAAAGAAUGUCAAACCAAGAGGAAUCGCCUUUACCCGAGGGCUGGGAGAUGAGAACGAGUCGGUCGACGGGCAUGACGUACUUUCUCAACAUCUACACGAAGAAGUCUCAGUGGGAGAGACCUGAGGCACCAGCUGACGCUGGAGAAAUCCGUUGCAGGCACAUACUGGUGAAACAUGCUGAAAGUCGUCGUCCAUCGUCGUGGCGCGAGGAAUCCAUCACGAGAACUAAAGAAGAAGCUUUAGAACAGUUAAAAACUUACCGUAAGCAGAUUGUUGGCAAUGAAGCCACAUUUGUUGAUCUUGCAACAAAAUUUUCCGAUUGCUCAUCUGCCAAACGGGGUGGAGACCUCGGAAUGUUCAAGCGUGGACAAAUGCAAGCACCAUUUGAAGAGGAGGCUUUCAAACUUAAAGUUGGUCAGUUAAGUAAGCCAGUAGAAACAGAUUCUGGUUUUCAUAUUAUUUUAAGAACUAUGUAAACAUAUUCAAGUUAUUAUUUCCAUCUUUUGUCAACUUUAUUUGUUAUCUUCCAGAACAGUUCACAACAUUUAAAAUUUAGAUAGUUUAGGAACAUUAUAAAAUGAAAUGGUUCAGCUAUAGAAAUUCUUAUUGUCUUUUUUGAUUGAUACUGAGACUAUGGAUUGAAUAUCUGACUGAUGAUGAAUAUCAUCAUCAUCAUCAUCAGCUCACCAUACAUACCCACUGAGGGGCU
Molecule: messenger RNA, 856 nt
Organism: Papilio machaon (common yellow swallowtail)
Lineage: Eukaryota; Metazoa; Arthropoda; Insecta; Lepidoptera; Papilionidae
Gene: COMMD4
Product: putative peptidyl-prolyl cis-trans isomerase dodo
Exons: 2
Coding region: 153-623 (156 amino acids)
Cellular component (GO): nucleus; cytosol
Molecular function (GO): protein binding; peptidyl-prolyl cis-trans isomerase activity
Source: RefSeq, a predicted model, not a curated record